Messenger RNA from Hemibagrus wyckioides, 852 nucleotides. Its product is annotated as neuroendocrine protein 7B2. Bases 140 to 754 code for a protein of 204 amino acids. The record is from RefSeq and is a predicted model, not a curated record. Lineage: Eukaryota; Metazoa; Chordata; Actinopteri; Siluriformes; Bagridae. The transcript has 6 exons. Gene Ontology annotation, biological process: neuropeptide signaling pathway; regulation of hormone secretion. Gene Ontology annotation, cellular component: secretory granule. Gene Ontology annotation, molecular function: enzyme regulator activity.
UUGUAGGCUUGUGUCCUUUUGCACCGUGGGCAGAGGAGAAGAGCUGGGUCGCUUAGCAACAGCGCAGUUUUCCGGAAGAGAGGAGGAAGCGCGUAUCUCCUCAUCCUCAUAACCUCUUCCCACAUAAACAUUAGACGGGAUGGGCUCGCUGGUGUUGGCGUUGGUGUUGAGCAUGGCGGCGCUGGUGAGCGGCCGGAGCGCGCGCGCUGACGCGGACAUUGAGCGGCUCCUGCACGGGGUGAUGGAGCAGCUCGGCAUCGCGCGACCCCGCGAGGAGUUUACUGCGCACCAAGCCGCUAAUGUAGCAGGCCCGCUCAGCAUCCAGGGUGGUGCUCACGAGGGACUUCAGCAUCUUGGCCCCUACGGGAACAUCCCAAAUAUUGUUGCAGAACUGACUGGAGACAAUGUCCCAAAAGACUUCAGCCAGGACCAUGGAUAUCCUGAUCCACCUAACCCAUGCCCUCUGGGAAAAACGGCUGCUGAUGGGUGCCUGGAGAAUUCACCAGACACAGCUGAGUUCAGCCGAGAGUUUCAGAAACACCAGCACCUCUAUGACCCAGAGCAUGACUACCCCACACUGGCCAAAUGGAAUAAAAAGCUGUUGUAUGAAAAACUGAAAGGAGGACCGAAAAGAAGAAAAAGGAACACCAACCCGUAUCUGAUGGGACAAAGACUGGACAAUGUGGUGGCUAAGAAAUCUGUGCCACAUUUCUCAGAGGAGGAAGAAAUGGAAACCACUACAAGACAAGUCUGAUUGUAAUAUUAUAAUGACAGUUACAUAAUAGAAUUGUUGUAUCUCUCUGUGCAUGUUAAAAUUAAAUCCAAUAAACCUGAAUCAUGAGAUGAAACUGA